CCAUGCCCGAAAACCGCCCACGUUACGUGAUUGACAGGCCGGCUUAUAACCUCCCAGACUUUGACGGAGAGUUUGACAAGAAGACUCGACAACUCCCUGUCGGAGAGAAAGUGAAGAAACACUUGAGAUGCUCAGUGAAGAGACUGAAGGGCUUGUUAUUCAGACAUCUGCCUGUUUUGAGCUGGCUCCCCAAGUACAAAGUGAAAGAAAACCUGCUGUAUGAUGUCAUCAGCGGGGUCAGCGCCGGCACCCUUCAGGUCCCUCAAGGCAUGGCGUUUGCCCUGCUGGCAAACCUCCCCCCUGUCAACGGCCUCUAUUCGUCUUUCUUCCCCCUCAUCCCGUUUUUCUUCAUGGGCACUGCUCCCCAGAUUGUCCCGGGUACAUUUGCUGUCCUCAGCAUCAUGGUGGGCAUUGUGUGUCUGAGGCUGGCCCCAGAGUCGGACUUCAGUCACUUUAACGCCACUCUGAACGCUACGGUCGUGGACACAGUCAGGAUGGAUGAGGUUCGACUGGGGAUAUCUGGAACUCUGGCCUGUCUCACUGCAAUCAUUCAGAUUGGCCUCGCUUUUAUGCAGUUUGGCUUUGUAGCCAUCUACCUGUCAGAAUCGUUCAUCAGAGGCUUCAUGACGGCCGCUUCACUGCAAGUUCUCAUCUCAGUGCUCAAAUACAUCUUUGACAUCAAUGUUUCACCUCACAGUGGUCCACUGGCAAUUAUAUACAGGCUCAUAGAUACACUCCGCAGUCUCCCUGAAACCAACAUAGCAUCUUUGGUGUUUGCUCUGGUCGGCAGUGUAGUCCUGAUUGUUGUGAAGGAGCUGAAUGUGCGCUACCGCCACAAGCUGCCCUUUCCCAUACCUGUGGAGAUCAUUGUUGUGGUGGUGGCCACGGCUAUCUCCGGCCCUUUGAAUCUUCCUGAGAUCUACCACAUGGACAUAGUGGGAGAAAUUCCUUUGGGAUUCCCAACACCAAUUGUCCCAGCAGUCAGUCAGUGGGAGGACAUGCUGAGCACAGCGAUCUCCCUGGCAAUAGUGGGUUACAUCAUCAACUUGGCCGUUGCCAGAACGCUGGCUGCCAAGCAUGGCUACGAUGUGGAUGCCAACCAGGAAAUGUUGGCUCUUGGCUGCAGCAAUUUCUUUGGUUCUUUCUUUAAAAUCCACUCUAUCAGCUGUGCUCUGUCUGUGACCAUGGCAGUGGACAGCGCUGGUGGGAAAUCACAGUUCGCCAGUCUUAGUGUGAUGACGGUCGUAAUGGUUACACUGCUUGCUCUAGGAGUCUACCUAAGAUCACUUCCAAAAUCAGUGCUUGGAGUCUUGAUUGCUGUCAACCUUAAAACCCCACUCCUACAGCUCUCUGAUCCAUAUUACUUAUGGAAGAAAAGCAAAUUGGACUGUAGUGUGUGGGUUGUGACGUUCUUGGCCACAUUCUUGCUUGGCCUGCCUUAUGGAGUUGCUGUUGGUGUGGGUUUUUCCAUCCUGGUGGUGGUAUUCAGGACACAGUUUCGUAAUGGUUCAACAUUGGUUCAGAUUGAGGCGACUGAUAUCUACAAAAACCCAAAGGCGUACAGCAAGGUGAAGUCCUUACAAGGAGUGAAAAUACUGAACUACUGCUCACCGCUCUAUUUUGCGAAUGCAGAAUUAUUUCGCCAAAGGGUCAUCAAAAAGACUGGGCUGGACCCUGGAAAACUCAUCCUGGCCAGACGGAAGAUUCUGGAGAAAGAGCUGAAGGAAAAAGCCAAACAGGAGAAGAAGGACAAGAAGGAAAGAGAGAAGAAUCUCAGCGCUAUGGUUAACAUGAAGAUCCAGACCAUUUCUCAGCUUGAUCUGCAAAACGACUUUGACACGAAAGAUGGCAGUGCCAACAUAUCUGGGCUUCCCACUGGCUAUGUCAACCCUGGAUUUAGUGACACCGAGCCGGCGAGGAAGGUGCCUGACCAGGAGUUACCCUUCCACACCCUCAUCCUGGACUUGGCAGGCGUCUGCUUCAUUGACCUGAUGGGCAUCAAAGUCUUGAUAAAGAUGAACUCAAGCUACUCAAAGCUCAGCAUUAAACUAUACCUGGCAAAUAUUCAAGCCCAGGUGUACGAAGAACUGAAGGCUGGGGGAGCGUUUGAUGACGGGAACAUUGCCAGCAGUAAUCUCUUCCUCUCUGUCCAUGAUGCCGUUCUUUUUGCACAACAAAACCCUGCAGAGAAGCAAACCUCCCCAGUGGCAGAGAUGGAAACAAUGGAAGUGUCCCUUAACAUCAAUGAGGGGCUGGAUUUGGAGCAGGAGAUAUUUGAUUGCUCAAACCUGCAAUGGGGAUGAACAAAGGAAACAUGCCAACGUUACAAACACUUAUCUUCAAUUUUACCACUAUAAAUGUAAAUUUAUCAGCAUCAACCUAUUUUGUAUGUAUAAUAUUAUAUGUUUUUGUUGACUGUGAGGUAUUACAAUAAAAUAUCUUACUUUUUGUUUGUGUAUUAAGAAGAUACCCGCACAAGUGAGAAGAGCAGGUAAUAGAAGAUCUUUAGGGUCUCUGUUGGCCCACCCCUCACAGUAACAUGAGGCGAACCUGCUGACGGCGCAGUCAUACAGAAGUAGUAGUCUUGUAAUUAACCGGGAGUGUGCACAGCACAGCUGUGAGGUAAAACCAGCAGAGCAGUCUAGUUGAGUCCCUCAAGACCCAAAGAAAAGCUGAACACAAAUGUAAGAAGAAACACAAACCAUCAGCAGUUUCAUGACUUUGUUAUCUUGUAAACUCUAAGUCUCCAUUAUUUCCCACAAGGAAGAAAAGAGCUUCGACAACCGAAACAAUGCUUCAAACGGCAGCCCACUGUGUGAGCCGAGUGAGUCAAACAAAGAAAAAUGUGGUGGCCAGACAACUUGUUUUUAUGUAGCAGGUGCCUAAAGACCUGUGGUGUCUAGCAUGGCAUGCUGACAAUGUUGGUAUGCAUGUGAUGCAUGAAUGGAUUCAUCAAGCUAUUAAGAAAUCAUCCUAAGGUGUUCUGGCGCACAGCUGCUCUUCUUCCUCUCUGCAGCAAAUUGGCACCACGAGUGAUUACAAGGUUUCUACGGCCAUCAGCUUUAAUUUGGAGCUCAGGGAAAGUCUCUCAUCACUUAAUGUGUGUGCAUGUGUUUAAUUUCAUCUCCUGAAGCUCAUCCCUCUGUUUCUUCAACCCUCCUUUGUUUUCGCUGUGAAAGCUCGCUGCUUGAGCCUUUUUUAAGCCAUUUGAUAUCUGGUGGAUGAAACAAAGAGUCAGAGCAUACUUUUCCACAUGAGAUCUGACAAUC
Messenger RNA from Cheilinus undulatus (humphead wrasse), 3269 nucleotides. RefSeq names its product solute carrier family 26 member 9-like. The coding region runs from base 3 to 2303 and encodes 766 amino acids. NCBI's taxonomy places the organism in Eukaryota, Metazoa, Chordata, Actinopteri, Labriformes, Labridae. Gene Ontology annotation, molecular function: bicarbonate transmembrane transporter activity; sulfate transmembrane transporter activity; oxalate transmembrane transporter activity. Gene Ontology annotation, biological process: transmembrane transport. The transcript has 20 exons. The record is from RefSeq and is a predicted model, not a curated record. Gene Ontology annotation, cellular component: membrane.